Morchella importuna is the source of this 2811-nucleotide messenger RNA. RefSeq lists its product as uncharacterized. Gene Ontology annotation, cellular component: COPI vesicle coat; endoplasmic reticulum-Golgi intermediate compartment; endoplasmic reticulum. The transcript is spliced from 6 exons. NCBI's taxonomy places the organism in Eukaryota, Fungi, Ascomycota, Pezizomycetes, Pezizales, Morchellaceae. Gene Ontology annotation, molecular function: structural molecule activity. Bases 1 to 2811 code for a protein of 936 amino acids. The record is from RefSeq and is a predicted model, not a curated record. Gene Ontology annotation, biological process: endoplasmic reticulum to Golgi vesicle-mediated transport; intra-Golgi vesicle-mediated transport; intracellular protein transport.
AUGAGCUACUCAAAAAAAGAUGAAGAUGCAGACCAAGCAAUCUUCAAAGUUGAUCGUACUUCUGUAUUCCAGGAAGCACGGCUUUUCAACACAUCACCCAUAUCGCCCCGCAAAUGUCGCAUCUUAUUGACAAAAAUUACUUAUCUACUCCAUACUGGCGAACGUUUCCCUACAUCCGAAGCGACUUCUCUCUUUUUUGGAAUAACUAAGCUAUUCCAACACCGCGAUGCUUCGCUUAGGCAGAUGGUUUACUUAGUUAUCAAGGAGCUAGCGGACACUGCCGAGGAUGUCAUCAUGGUUACAUCUUCAGUUAUGAAAGAUGUUGCCGGUGGUGGGAGGGGUGCAGGGGAACAAGAGGUUUACAGGGCGAAUGCUAUAAGAGCAUUGUGUAGGAUCAUUGAUGGCACAACGGUUCAAGCGAUAGAGCGUCUCCUUAAGACUGCAAUUGUCGAUAAAAACCCCUCGGUCUCGUCUGCAGCGCUUGUAUCGGCUUAUCACCUCCUCCCCACUGCUCGCGAUGUUGUACGCAGAUGGGCAAACGAAACCCAAGAAGCUGCGCUUUCUGGGUCCAAGUCAGGGGGGUUCAGCUUAGGAUUCGGUUCAUCUGCAGCUUCUGUGCCUCAAGGUUCCGGUAUGACCCAAUACCAUGCUAUCGGUCUUCUGUAUCAAAUGCGCUCUCACGAUCGGAUGGCGCUUGUGAAAAUGGUACAACAAUUCGCGAAUGGAACUGUUAAGAACCCAGCUGCUGUUAUCAUGUUGGUGCGGCUUGCUGCCAAGAUUGCCGACGAAGACCCUAGUUUGAGAAAGCCAAUGUACGCUCUGUUGGAAGGAUGGCUAAGGCAUAAGGCCGAGAUGGUAAAUUUCGAGGCCGCUAAAGCGAUAUGCGAGCUACGAGAUGUAACAGAUGCUGAGGUCGCUCCAGCUAUCAAUGUUCUUCAAUUAUAUCUCACAUCUCCUCGGGCUGUUGCUAAAUUCACUGCUAUUCGGAUCCUCCAUAACUUCGCGUCCAUCCGCCCUUCUGCGGUCAACGUUUGUAACAUGGAUAUUGAGACGUUGCUCAAUAAUUCCAAUCGUUCAAUUGCGACCUUUGCUAUCACCACUCUGCUUAAAACUGGAAAUGAAACCUCGGUGGAUAGACUUAUCGGCAAGAUUAGCGGACUUAUGGCCGACAUUACAGAUGAAUUCAAGAUUACUAUCGUGGAGGCGAUUCGUACAUUGUGUUUGAAGUUCCCUAGCAAGCAAGCAGCGAUGUUGACGUUUUUGAGCGGGGUUCUAAGAGAUGAGGGUGGCUACGAAUUUAAGAAGACUGUAGUAGAAAGCAUGUUUGAUUUGAUCAAGUUUGUGCCUGAAAGUCGAGAAGAAGCACUCGCACAUCUCUGCGAGUUUAUCGAGGAUUGUGAGUUUACCAAGCUCGCUGUUCGCAUUUUGCACCUGCUUGGUACAGAAGGGCCGAAAACUACACAGCCAACCAAGUAUAUUCGGUAUAUCUAUAACCGCGUCGUUCUCGAGAAUGCAGUAGUUCGUGCCGCAGCGGUUACUGCAUUGGCAAAGUUUGGUGUCGCGAGUAAAGAGGGGGAGAAAGUUGAUCCAGAGGUGAAGAAGAGCGUGGUUGUAUUGUUAACCAGAUGCUUGGAUGAUCCCGAUGAUGAAGUCAGGGACAGGGCAGCCCUCAAUUUGAGGUUAAUUCAGCAGGAGGAUGGCGAAGAGGUGGCUGAGAGGUUUAUUAAGAAUGAAUCCUCCUUUUCUCUACCGAUAUUCGAACACCAGCUAGUCAUGUAUGUCACUGGAGACGCAUCAACUUUCUCACAACCAUUUGACAUUUCCUCUAUUCCUAUUGUUACACGUGCUGAGGCCGAUGCUGAGGAUCGCUCUUUCAAACUGCGUUCUACGACAAUGCCAACCCUCAAAGCACCCACUUCUGGUGCGCCCCGUCCAUCGGCUGGACCAUCCGCUGCAGCAGAGGCUGUCACAUCUGCCGCGGCUGCAUCUGCAAAGUAUAUACAACAACUGGCUGCGGUUCCAGAAUUGAAGCCUUAUGGCCCUGUUUUGAAAUCUAGUCGAGAAGUCGAGCUCACUGAGUCCGAAACAGAAUAUGUUGUUGUUGCGGUCAAGCAUAUCUUCAAAGAACAUAUCGUUCUUCAAUUCAACGUCAAGAAUACUCUUACAGACACUGUCUUAGAAGACGUAUCGAUGAUUACUACUCCAUCGGACCCAGAAGGUGGUGAAGGUGUCGGUUUGGAGGAAGACUUCAUUAUUCCAGCACCAAAAUUGGGCAAUGACGAGGAAGGAACUAUCUAUGUAGCCUUCAAGCGCACUGGCGAAGAGAGCAAUUAUGCCACCGCUACCUUCACCAACGUUCUUAAAUUCACUAGCAAGGAGAUCGAUCCCAGUACUGGCGAACCAGAGGACCAAGGAUUUGAAGAUGAGUACCAGGUUGAGGACUUGGAGUUGACCGGUGGUGAUUAUGUGGUGCCAAACUUCACGGGAAGCUUUGGGAAUGUAUGGGAACAAGUUGGCGCAGCAGGUGAAGAAGUUACCGAGACCUUUUCGCUGGGAACUGGGGUCAAAGGAAUUCAAGAAGCAUGUGAGCUAUUAUCGCAAACCCUUUCUUUGCAAGCGCUUGAGGGUAGCGAUGUUGCUGUUAGUACAUCCACACACAACCUGAAACUAUUUGGCAAAACUAUAUCUGGUGGUCGGGUAGUUGCCGAGGUCAAGAUGGCAUAUAGCAGCAAGACUGGAGUUGCACUUAAGAUAACAGUAAGAGCCGAAGAAGAAGGUGUUGCGGCGUUGAUUGUUGGAAGCGUUGCAUGA